CCUGGAUGGUUUUUCAUCUUGAAAGAAAAAACUAAGUGUACAAAUUCUGUGUUCACAUUGUCAUGAAUCCAUAUGGUAGAAUUUUCAACUGGCACUUGUUCUUGACUUUGGCUUGUGGUAUAGCAGGAAAAUUUAGCAACCCCACACUACUGGUUGUAGAAGCGCUGAUUUCAUUAGGUUAGCAGAAUAUAUACACCGCUGAAAGCAAAAAAAAAAUAAAAAAAUUGGUGCACUUGAUACAGCAGUAAUUGUGCAUUUUUAACUUUGACCAUGUGAUUAUACUUGAGCUUUUUUGGGACUUGGUACUUUUAUAAGCCACCUUUGGGUGAAAAAUGCAGUAGUUUCUACAGUAUCGGUUAAGUUAAACAGCUGAAACACCAAUUUAUAUUUUACUUUCUGGAUCUCUAACAUUUACGAGGACAGCAAAUGGUGUUAUACCUGAAAUAUUUACAAAUCACCUGAAAAUAAUACAAUAAUUAGACGUUGUGUAUAUUUCUGAAUACUGGCUCCUCCCCUUCGGGGCGUGGUUAAAUUGCAGGAUUUCCUGUCGUGUCGUUUCUAAACAGCAGCCAGCAGCACGGCUACAUACACGGUGUGUGGAGUUGAACCUCGGCUUUGACAGCUGAAGGGGGAGAAUGUGAGAACUACACACUGACAAGGUAACCGAACGAAGGAGCGCUGCUAUGUGCAAAGGUUUACCUUUAUUAAAGUCAUUUGUAGUGGAGACGCCCAGCAGUCAUUGGCCGAGGAGGUAAACUCGUGAAUAAUCUCUUUAGAGAUUUGUUGACGGUGCACAGAGCAGCGAGAUGACUGUGACGACACUGGAACAGAACGGAAUGCGCUCCGAUCAUUUCACGUCUCGCUGCGAGGGAAACUGCUGUUGUGUUUAAAAGAGAAAGUGAACGUCACCUGCACGUCCACUGUUCAUGGCAAGCCAAGCCUGGCUGGAGUCUUCCCUGCGGCGCUCUGCCAGCCUGGGUCUGGAGGUGCUGGAGCGUGCCUCCAGGCGGAGUGUAGACUGGACGAGUAGUGGUGCGUCCCAGACCCCCACCACAACAGAUGAAGACGGACAUGUGACUGCCAAGAAAAGACGCUCGGAGCUUAAUGAGGCCUUUGCAGCCAUCACAGAGUUCAUGGCACAAACAACCCAUCACUGCAAGAGGUUUUACGAGUCUGGCUGCUGCAGCGAGCCCAAUAACACUGAAAAGAACCAUAUGUCCAGGUUCCACACACAACCACGGGCUGGCAAGACAUAUCCACUGCCAAGGAAACCUGACCGUGGGUCGGGAGGAGAUGAAGAUUUUUACAUCGAGGUAUCACCUGGAACAUACUCCAUCACUGCCAGUACGCCAGAGUCACGGCAGCAGACUCAGUUAGUCAGCGUGAAAGCUGGGGAGAGCAUCAACCUCACCUUUAACCUCUGACCCCUGCACCUGACCAAACCGGUCACUCUUGACCUUCAAUUACAAAACUGACCAAUGCAUUUGCUGUGUGUGUUUAACUUUUUUUUUAUACAGAUUGUUGCAUUUGCUAUCAAAAUGUUUUAUUUGCUGCAUAUUGAGAAGCCAUAUUUUUAUUACAUUUUACUCGAGUGUUAAUAUUUAGAUCGUGAGCCCUAGAAAAUCACGUAAUGCACUAAAGAAUAUUUUUACCUACAGUAAUACCACAUUCUGUGUAUUUAAAAUAAAGAUUUUUUUAUCAA
Messenger RNA from Mugil cephalus (flathead mullet), 1702 nucleotides. RefSeq names its product A kinase (PRKA) interacting protein 1 (gene akip1). The record is from RefSeq and is a predicted model, not a curated record. The transcript has 5 exons. Gene Ontology annotation, biological process: regulation of non-canonical NF-kappaB signal transduction. Bases 927 to 1424 code for a protein of 165 amino acids. Gene Ontology annotation, cellular component: nucleoplasm. Lineage: Eukaryota; Metazoa; Chordata; Actinopteri; Mugiliformes; Mugilidae.